GCGGCGGCUCCGGGCGCGGCCGCUGGGGAAGUUCCCGGGGCCGGUGCGGGCUGGGAGCGCCGCGGGGCGCCCUGAUGGCCGCGAUCGGUGCCGGGGCCUUCGUGUGGGACGGGCAGCGCAUCGAGGAGGAGGAGCUGAGGCGGUCGGCGCAGGCGCUGCAGCAGCUCGAGGACCCCGGGGCGUUCCCGGAGCAGGAGCGGGGCUGGGAGCCGGUGAUGCAGCGGGAGCGGUUCCGCCUCUGGCGCCGCCCCAUCCCCGGCUCGGCCCUGUUCCAGUACCGAGUUUUUGGCUCCUACACCGACGUCACUCCCAGGCAAUUCUUCAACGUCCAGCUGGACACCGAGUACCGCAAGCAGUGGGAUUCGCUGGUGCUGAAGCUCGACGUGGUGGAGCGGGACCCGGCCACGGGAUCGGAGGGGAUCCACUGGGUCACGCAGUUCCCGUACCCGAUGUACUCCCGGGAUUACGUUUACGUCCGGCGCUACAGCGUCGACAGCGACCGCAACCUCAUGGUGCUCGUCUCCAGGGCUGUGGAGCAUCCCGGGAUUCCCGAGGACCCCGAGCACGUCCGGGUUCGGAGCUACGAAUCCCACAUGGUGAUCCGGCCCCACCGCGGCUUCGACGAGAACGGCUUCGAUUACCUGCUGACGUACAGCGACAACCCCCAGACCGUGUUCCCGCGCUACUGCCUCAGCUGGAUGGUGUCCAGCGGGAUGCCGGAGUUCCUGGAGAAGCUGCACUCGGCGGCGCUGAAGGCCAAGAAGAUGGAGCUGGAGCUGAGGGAUUACCUGAGCCCGGCCAAGAGCCCCGAGCCCCGCGGGGCCGCCCAGCACCUGGAGUACGCCUGAGGGAACGGCCGGAAAACAGCUGGAAAACAUCUGGAAAAUGGUGGGAAAACAGCAGGGAAACAUCUGGAAAAACGGUGGGAAAACAAAGGGGAAACGACCACAAAAUGGCGGAAAAACGAUCAGAAAAUGGCGGGGAAACGGCCACAAAAUGGCGGAAAGGAAGAAGGAAAAUGGCGGGAAAACGGCCACAAAAUGGCGGAAAAAAAUUCCUGGAAAAUCCCCAGGAAAACUUUGGGAAUGGAUGGGGAAAUGCCAGCAAUAAACUGGGGGAAAAAAACAAAAAAAAACUCUGGGGGGGUUGUCCCAGAAGCACUGGAAAUAAACUGGGAAAAAAAUCCUAAAAA
This is a messenger RNA of Melospiza georgiana, 1192 nucleotides long. RefSeq names its product StAR related lipid transfer domain containing 7 (gene STARD7). The transcript is spliced from 9 exons. Gene Ontology annotation, molecular function: lipid binding. NCBI's taxonomy places the organism in Eukaryota, Metazoa, Chordata, Aves, Passeriformes, Passerellidae. Bases 75 to 848 code for a protein of 257 amino acids. The record is from RefSeq and is a predicted model, not a curated record.